This is a messenger RNA of Chara braunii, 1781 nucleotides long. Lineage: Eukaryota; Viridiplantae; Streptophyta; Charophyceae; Charales; Characeae. The record is from the annotation of a GenBank genome assembly.
GGGACGCAAGGGACUUGUGGUAUAGAUCGAUAACCUGUGCGGCAGGGUCGCGCAUCGUGGACGCCGGGCUAGAUCUAGUUUCGCCACGUGGCAGGCGGAGGCUGAGCCCAUUGAUCACCAUCAUAGCCGGGGUUAGACGGAGCGGAGAGAGGAGGAGCCCGUUCGCUCUACAAGCGCGGGAAGCAGGAACGGCAACAGCGUGACCGAGGGGAAGCAUUGUGAAGAUGUAUUCCGUUGGGCAUCUGGGUCGACGCAUCGCUCAAAGAAAUGGCGUCAUGCUUACGCGUGCGUAUUCGACGGAGGCUUCUCGUACCGGAAGGGUACUCACGGACGAGGAGAGGGCUGCGGAAAGCAUGUACAUAAAGAAAAUGGAGCACGAGAGGUUAGAGAAACUGAAGAAGGCACAACACUCUCCGAGUGCACACACCGAGGAGGCAACCUCUCCAUCGAGCAGAAGUGGAACGGAGGGAGCCACAGCUCAGAAGGCUACAGACUCGUCAACAUCGGUGGCAGUCUUUGGAGGACUGUCGGCCGUGGCUCUUGGAGGCUACUUCUUCUUGCGCACGGAGGGCAAGAAGGAGGAGAAGGACUAAGCAUGCAGUCCUUUCCCUGAACCAGCGUCCCGUGAGUGGCUGAGGAUGGUUGACUGGCAAGAUGUCAUUUCACCAUCCAUCCUUCGUUUGACAAAUUGUUCGAUAGUCACGACCGAUUUGUACAGAGACUCUCUUGUAACUGGUGUCUCUCUUAACUUAGAAGGAAAAAGGGAAAGCCGAAUGUGGAACACAGCGGCAUCUCGUGGUGGUAAAUUCACUGCAGCAAACGAAUUUUUGGUGAUGAUUGCUAUUCCGAUGGAUCAGGGGACGUACUGCAUGGAUGUGUGUGCCAAAGCGGUUUUGCCCCCCGUGAUUCGCACUGGGGGCAUGGUGGCAUGAGCAAGGUGAGAGCAGCUGAUUCCCCGGGGGGCUAUGCGUGGACUCACUGAUGGCAUGGUCGUCUACUACAUCAUGAUGGAAAAUGAUGGACAGCAGAAUGUUGUUCGCACGGGAUGCUGGAUGUUUGAUUGAUUGGGAGAAUUGAAACUUUGGGCUUGUUUUCUGAGUUUGUUUUGAAACUUUUGAAAGUGUUUGUGUUUCCGAUUUUGUUGGAUGUGUGCUACUUUCUUCUUUGAUGAACGGUUUACCCUGACCCCUUGUAGGUGCUGCUGCUGCGAUGAAGGAUAUAUAUAUCCAGGGCAGACCAGGGGGGCCUUCUCCCUUGAGGAGGUGGGGUUCUCAUGUAACUCCAGAUGUACGGUUAUUCCUCAUUUUCCAGCGUAGCUGAGUCCAAGCCCUGUGUGGUGACUAAUCCAGUGCAAUUGGGUUUGAUUAACAUAUUAAGUAUAUAAACUCCGACGAAACAGUUUGUCACAGCCCCUCGUUUGUUGUCCUCUUCUCUCUCUCUGCCUACGGUUUACCGGGCAGUUCUAUUUGUGACGAUAUAUAUAUAUAGACAAGACAAGAAAAGAAGAAGUAAAAAACAGAAACAAAGACAGGCAGGUCCUGUAUCUUGACGCAACGGUGAUGCUGUGCUGUGUGAGUAAUUGAGGCCCACAUGCUGGGCAGUGAGUACGUUCGUGACCUGGAACAGAGUUCAGAGGAAAUGGUUGUGAGGGAAGAAGCAUGCAGUGGUGAGUAGUCCCUCUCUUUCCGGUGUUUCGUCCCCUUGACACAAUACCAACUGCCCCGUCAGAUGGGGUAAUCAGGAGCUUAUACUUUGUGUACAAAUGAAAAUCUUCAUGUGGA